Molecule: messenger RNA, 1301 nt
Organism: Xiphias gladius (swordfish)
Lineage: Eukaryota; Metazoa; Chordata; Actinopteri; Istiophoriformes; Xiphiidae
Gene: tpm3
Product: tropomyosin 3
Exons: 10
Coding region: 107-961 (284 amino acids)
Biological process (GO): actin filament organization; muscle contraction
Cellular component (GO): actin filament
Molecular function (GO): actin filament binding
Source: RefSeq, a predicted model, not a curated record
UCCACCAGUUUGCCAGGCUCUCAGGUCAUUCGUCCUGCAGUCAUUUUGUCUUCCUGUCGCUUGUCAUUGUGCGUGGCUGGAAAAAACCCAUUAAACCUCAGCCAAAAUGGAGGCCAUCAAAAAGAAGAUGCUUAUGCUGAAGUUGGACAAGGAGAAUGCACUGGACCAGGCUGAACAAGCUGAAGCAGAUAAGAAAGCAGCCGAAGAGAGAAGCAAGCAGCAUGAAGAUGAACUUCUGCAAAUGCAAAAGAAGCUGAAGGGGACAGAGGACGAGCUUGAUAAAUACUCUGAGGCCCUGAAGGAUGCUCAGGAGAAGCUUGAGGUGGCUGAUAAGAAGGCUGCUGAUGCUGAAGCAGAAGUGGCUUCCCUGAACAGACGAAUCCAGCUAGUGGAGGAGGAGUUGGAUCGAGCUCAGGAGAGACUGGCAACGGCUCUGCAGAAGCUGGAGGAGGCUGAGAAGGCUGCUGAUGAGAGCGAGAGAGGUAUGAAGGUCAUUGAGAACAGGGCUCUGAAGGAUGAGGAGAAGAUGGAGCUCCAGGAGAUUCAGCUUAAGGAGGCAAAACACAUCGCAGAGGAGGCUGACCGCAAGUAUGAGGAGGUGGCUCGUAAACUGGUGAUUGUAGAAGGAGAACUGGAGCGAACGGAGGAGAGGGCAGAACUGGCUGAGGCUAAAUGUGCUGAACUGGAGGAGGAACUGAAGAACGUCACCAAUAACCUGAAGUCUCUGGAGGCCCAAGCCGAGAAGUACUCUCAAAAGGAGGACAAGUAUGAGGAAGAGAUCAAGAUCCUGACUGACAAGCUGAAAGAGGCUGAAACCCGAGCUGAGUUUGCUGAGAGAUCUGUGGCCAAGCUGGAGAAGACUAUUGAUGAUCUGGAAGAUGAGCUUUACGCACAGAAACUCAAGUACAAAGCCAUCAGUGAGGAACUUGACCACGCCCUCAAUGACAUGACCUCUAUCUAAAUGUCCUGAAGCACCACCAUCCUCUCAGGUUGAGGUUGCAAGACUUAGCCUUUCACUGCUGAACAUCAUCUGUUGGCUCAUUUUUUUUCUCAAUCUGCCCCCCACUUUGUUUUUAGUACUUUCUCAACGUCUCUCUGAACUUUCUCUGGUAAUCUAACAGCCAUUUUUCAUUAUAUGUUUUCUGUUUGAGGAUUGUUUUUCUGUCUGACUUCCCUCAUCACUGUACUUCUGUAAUUCUGUUCUGUACAAGUGUUAAACAACAAGGGAAAGAAAUGCUUCAGUUAAUGCAUCUGUGUCUGUGGCUGUUUUUGUUGUUCUCAAAUUUUUUAAUUUCUUUUCC